Molecule: messenger RNA, 14021 nt
Organism: Schistosoma haematobium
Lineage: Eukaryota; Metazoa; Platyhelminthes; Trematoda; Strigeidida; Schistosomatidae
Exons: 3
Coding region: 3518-4381 (287 amino acids)
Biological process (GO): protein secretion
Cellular component (GO): endoplasmic reticulum membrane
Molecular function (GO): protein binding; guanyl-nucleotide exchange factor activity; GTPase activator activity
Source: RefSeq, a predicted model, not a curated record
AUGGAAAAUAAAAGGACUGGUUUUAGCGCCCUUGGAUUUCCUUAUCCAUUAUAUGUUGUUGACGUUCUGGAUCGAAACUCUUUGGUUGUAGCGGGUGGAGGAGGUUCCGUAAAAACGGGUGUUCCUAAUCGGAUAGAUAUUAUCAAUCUCUAUCGAAAUGGCCUUGAUGCUCGCACUCCCGUUGAUGUUCAGAAAUCCGGUGGUUUGGACACUGGCACAGAAGCUGUUAUGAGUUUGACGGUCGUCAAUCCUGGAGACGGUGGUUUUAUUGCUAGUUUGGAAGGUCAGAAGUGUGUAGAGUACAUUGUACAAUCAAAAGUGAAUCUUGUUACCUCACUGCCAAAGUUAUUAAAUGUUGAAAAGCCUGAUUCUACUACAGAUGUCUUAGAGGAAACUAACUUACGUCACAGAUCAGGUACGUUUUGUCAUGUUCUUUUCUGGUUAUUAGGUCAAUCAGUCAUCCACAACGUAGGACCAGGCACAUACAUGCAUCGGUUCAAGUUGCCAUACCACAUUAGCAUAGCAAGAUGAACACCGGACUCAUAGAAGCAGUUAAGUCAAUGGUGGUAAUAUAUAAAAGAAAGAUUGCAGAUAAGGAUAUAGUACAGGAAGAAAGAAUUAGUUCGUAGGAAGAAAGAAAUGAGGCGAUUUUAAUCUCAUAGUUUGAGGGAAGACAAAGAGUGUAUACACCGACAUCAUUGUGAUCGAUUCUGAGCCAUGUCACCAAGAGUCUCCAACCAUUGGUUACGAUAGUCACAUGCACCCCAACCAAGUAUUCUGCAUCUACCAACAUUGCUCAGACCAGAAGUUAGUGACUGCAAUGAGUGAUGCCACGUUUUGGUUUGGCCACCCCUGACUUUCUUCCAACCAUCCCCAACACUAGUCAGCAUUGCUCAUCGUGGUAAUCGGUGUUCAGGAAUAUGUAACACGUGGCCCAACCACCUGAGUCGAUAUAGAUUCGCAACCUCAUCAACUGAUGUACCAUUAUUCACUAAUACCCUGUAUCUAACCUCACUAUUACUUACCUGGUUAUAUAUAAUGAUCAGAAGUAGUCGGAUUAUUGUACUAGCUAGGAACCAAAAUAGUGCAAUUUACAGCAAGUAGAACUAAAUGAACGUAUUUUCUUUGGAAUUCGUAAUAAGCGGGUAAUCAAGUACAAAAGAAUCAUUAGUUCUUACAAAUACUGCAUAAUCCCAGCAGAUGUGAGCAAUAUUUCUAAGACAUCUGUGAUCAAAUACUAGUAACUCACGAGUAUCUUCUACUCUCAAUGGCCACGUUUCGCAGCCGUAAAGUAGAACAGAACGAACUGCAGCGCAGUAUACUCGUUCUUUAAAUGAUAGACGGAUAUCUCGCCUUCGCCAUAGGUGACGUAAGUUGGCAAAAGCCAAGCGAGCUUUUCGAAUCCGUGCAGAGAUUUCGUCAGACAUCAACCGAUUAAGGCUGAUUAGACUUCCAAGAUAAGUGAAGUUGUCAACGCGUUCGACUACUUCACUCCUUAUCCUUAGUUCAGGUGUUGACGCAGACCAGUCCUGAAGCAACAACUUGCAUUUAGUGGGGGGGAGAAGCGCAUCCCAAACAUCCUGCCAUUGUUGCCGCGUGCUAAUAAAAGACUGGAUUUUAUAGGCGUCUUCACCAAACAGGACUAUAUCAUCUGCGUAUUCUAAGUUGAUAAGUGAACCUCCUGAUAGGAGAUAAAUGCCCGAAAAUUCAGACGACGAGGUUAUUCCCAGUAGUAAAUCAAUGAUAAAACUAAACAAAAAUGGAGAUAUUGGACAGUCUUGUUGGACAUCACGUGAGGUUGCAAAAUCUGAUGACAGUUCGCCAUAAGCUAUGACUCGACUAGUAGUGUUCGAGUAAAGAACCUUCACAAGGUUUAUGUACUUCUGAGGUACGAGAUUCUAGGGUUCUAGCCAAGGAAGCCUGUUGACCGAUUUGACAUAGGGUGCGUACGCUGAAGGCUCCAAUGUGUAGUUUGGAGCGAGAUUUCAAUAGACCUGGGACAGGGUUUUAAGCACUAGAAUCGUUGGCUAUGGUGACAUUUGAGGAGGAAGCCGAAAAAGGAUGUUUGGAGGUGAAAGUCGAUGUAGGAGGAAUAAUAGAAAGUGAAGAUGGAGGUUGAUUAUGAAUACAGUGGUUUUGAGUGCUGUUAGGGGUAUGAGGGCGGUUAUCACUUGCCGGUUGCCCACACCGUGGAAGGAUUCUUCUGGAGGUACCUGAAAAGGAAAUUGGAUUAGAGAUGGUCUUAGUAACCUGAGAGCGUGACCACAGUGCCCAAGGGUCAACUGCUUGAGGUCGGUCACACACGACCUUUUUAUGGGUAAUUUUCGUGUCAGCUCCGUACUUUUUGGGACCUUACGGCCAGAGACGGAUAUCCGUGGGAUAAGGCGAGGUGUGCAUUUUUAGGGUCGACCUUUUCUAACCCCACCCCUUCUUAUGAGAAGGCAGCAUCGCUGUCAUGCUGGUUGUCUGAAGGAAACACCUUACUGCUGUCACACCUCUGUACAGUGAGCAGUACGACUUCGCCUUCGGACCUUGGGUUUGUUGCUCUUAGUCUUACCGCUCUUCAACCGACCUGUCUGACGUGGUAGGACCUUGAGAAACAGUUGUUCUAGUCAGUAUAGCUCGGUUGCUUUAUCACGAUAGGCAAGCCCGACCACCACGUCAAGGUAGCAACAACGGUUAUCAUUAUUAUUAUUGUUCUUGUUAUUACUGUUAUUCCACUCAUACACUAAUCCCUUUUCAUUAUUGUUCUUUUUAUUGUACUCACCCUUCAUUCUCUUCUCUUCGCAACUUCAUUGUUAUUGUGUGGCACAUAUGUAUUUGGUGCCCCCUUGUCCCAAAGUUUAUGUGUUCAAAGAAAUAAACUGUUCUGAUAUGGUGCGGUAACAGAUUGAUGCAAAUAUGUGCCAAAUGCUACUUUGUUUGUAACUGUAUGACUGUUUCGCUUUUACAUUUUUCCGAGUUGUCAUUACGAAAAACCUAUGCGUCGCUAUGAGAUCAACAGGCCGGAUUUCGUAAGGAUCGGUCGUGCACAGACCAAAUCGCGGCUCUACGGAUCAUCGUUAAACAAUCAGUUGAGUGGGAUUCGUCGAUUUACUGUUGUGACAUCUUAGACUAGUUCACAUUAUUAUGCUCGAUUUUAAUUAGCAUUUAUUUGUAUACCUGUUUUAUAAAACAUCGGACAUAAGUUGUCCAGCCAAGUUUGUUUAACUCAACUUAAUCCCAAGCAAGUAACACAACAGAAUUACAAAUUUUAUAUGGUCUUUAUAAUGAAAAUACACUUUUGUCCAGUCUGUAUGUUCUUAACAAGCUACUAUAGGAUCUUGGCCCUGUUUAAAAUGUUCACAAAAAUACAUUCAUAUGUAUUGAACCCGUUCAUGUUACCUGAUUUUAUUCACUCAUGCUUUCCUUUAUUCUCAUAUCUAGACAUUUUACUUAAUAAUUACUAUGGUGUAUUCUGUAAAUAUCUGGUUUAGGAAGGCAUUGGAAGGAUGACAAAGAUUCUAAGUUGAAUAAGAUGUCUACCUCAACGCAGGACUCUGAUAAGAAAGACAAGAAAAAUAGUGUAUGUGAACCAGUGCCUUUAGAAUGGGAAUUAACCAAAGUUCGUGAAUACACACUCAUGGAACAGAUUUCUUGUUCAGCUGAUGAUUCUGGCUCUGAAUCACCAUCGGGAUCUGCACCGAAAAGUUUGUCGGGAAUGCCUACAUGUGUAACACAUGGUGGACCUGCUGGUACUUGGUUAGCUAUUGGUUCUGAUAGUGGAUCUGUCUUUCUUAUCAAUCGUCAUGUUCAACAACGUUUUCUUGACGAAAAACAACUAGGUGAUAGUCCGUAUCAGUCACUGAUUGUAUAUCCAGAUGUUAGUGGUGGCUUGUCAACUGGUGUUUGCAGUAUGGCUUUUUCACAUGCAUAUGCAUCUAAACAGGAUGAUUCUACUUCAUAUCCCCUAUUGGCUACAAUAUGCGAUAGACCUGAUUGGAGUACAUUAAGAGUAUGGUGUACUAAUGUUAAUCUCCCAUCAAAAUCACUCCUAUUUUUAAAUGAUAUUAAAUCAAUGCAUUCAACACUGAAUUCUCGUCAACAACUGGUCAAAUUAAAAACUAACACUUCAAAAAGAAAUCCUAGUAAUGAAAGAGGUAUUCGAAUGAAAACUUUCCUAUCAAAUUCAGACAAUGAUAAUUCAUUUAAAAUUCAAGAUGAUAUUUUAUUCAGUCAAUCAAUGGAAAAAUAUCCAUAUGCAAUUGCUUCUUGCAGUUCUUUGUCAUCUUAUGGAACUACACCGCCACCUUCACCGAAUCUUGUAUCUACAUCGAAUAAAGUAGUAAGUAGUGAUGAUAACAAAUCUGUGUUAUUUUAUUUUUCAUUUUACUUUAAUUGAUCAUAUGUAAUAUAAUUUGAACUGUAGUUCAAACUUGUAGUCAGAUCAUUAAAAAUUUUGUGCUUAGGUAACUAAGUAACAAUAUUAAUUAGCCACUGACAUAAGAACCUAUUGCAUAACUUGACUUUAUUUAUUUUAGGCCUCGGUUAAUUUCAUAUGUCUUCUAUGGUAAUCCCGUUGUCAAGUCAGAUUAACUUGACGGCCUGAUAUUAAAAGUCAGAUACUCAAUAUUUUGGUAAUAGAUAUGUUUCAAAUUGAUUCAAUAGACCACAGAGAUUGUAGAAAGUAUGAAAUGUGUCUGAUGUGGAUCGGUAUAGCGGUCAGUCUUUAUGUUUUAUGGAUUGAUUAAAGUAGUAAUCAAUUGUAGUAUAAAUUAUUGAAUGUGCUCAUAUGUUACAAGUGGUUGAUGGAUACAGCCGACAAAUUGUAACACACAAAAAUGGAUAAAAGUCAAUAGUUAAUUAUGGGAAUAAGUAUAAAAUAAAUAAUAGGACUAAACUUGACAUGUUUAGUAGUCAAAUGUGUGUUAGGCCGUAUACUUGCUUGAACUACUCUAGGUGUAUAUAGUAAAGUGUUUUAGGUGAACAAUAUGAGGCUGUUACAAACUACAUUGAAACACCAAACCACAGAAUCGAGUCCCAUUUGUCAAUCAGUGAACGGAUAGUUAAGGAAUAUAGUUGAUUCUUACGUAAUAGGUGGUAAUUCAUUGUUUCAGCCCAGUUGUCUACUAUGACUUUGUCUUGGUGAUUUAUUAGGUGAGGUUUGUAACAGAUAAUUUAAGCAAUUUAUACUGGAACAUAGUAAUAAUUAUCCGAAAUGCAGUUCCAGGGGGUACCUUCUACUUUGCAAUUACUUUGAUGUGUGGUAGUGACUUGAUGGUUAGAGCACUCGGUUACCAACCGUUAGGUUUCAGGUUAUAAUUAAGUUCUACUUCAGGUUGAACAACCCGGUAUUAUCCCAUCAUAAAGGUGUAUUUCCAGGAUUACUACGUUAAUGUAUAAUCUAAUUUCAAAUUUCUCAAAAAUGCAUAUUCUAGUAUCUUAACCCAUACUUCUAGAAUACGAUUACCUUAUAGUUCAUAGCAUAUGCAUGUAUAACGACCGUACUUAUCACUAAAUUAUAAACAUGUUGCUUCAUUUUGACAAUUAAUUAUGCCAAAACAGUGGUUUUAUGUUGCUUUCUUACUCUUUACUGUACCAUUCAUAUAACCAGUAAUCAUAGAUAUCCGAUUUCUGUGGUAAUAUUAUUGAUAAGAUGACCUCAAAUUAUCUAAUUUUACAAAUAAUUGAUAUUUCUAAUGUGUGAGGAAAUCCUCAGUAAAUUUUUUUUUAUCGGAAGGGGUUUUGUGGAGUUUAGUAAUUUCAAUAGUUGAAAUCAUGAGUCAAUUGAAGCUAGCCCACCAUGGAAAACCUGGAAGCACUGAACGGCUGUUUCGUCGUAGUAUGGGACUUCUCACCAGUGCGUAUCCACGAUCCCGCCCCCUGCGAGAUUCGAACUCAGGACCUACCAGUCUCGCGCGCGAGCGCUUGACCGUUAGACCACUGAACCGGCAUCCAACGGUGUUAAUGUCUAACUUCAACCAAUUCACGAAAUUGCGCCACCGUACACCAUUGUCUUCAGUGGGCUGAUAUCUCACAACAGACCUGGUUGAACUCCACUGGUCACGGCUGACAGGUCCUGGGUUCGAAUCUCGCUGGGGGCAGGAUCAUGGAUGCGCACUGCUGAGGAGUCCCAUACUGGGACGAAACGGCCGUCCAGUGGUCCUAGGUCUCCCAUGGUGGUCUAGCUUCAAUUGACUCAUGAUUUCAACUAUUGAAAUUUGUUUCUGUUUAGACUUCUACACGGACGCUUUUCUCAUCUGAAUGGUCGUUAUCGCUUUGAUUUUGCCAAUUUUAUAUUUCUUAAAAUCGUCCUUUUAGCUAUACAAACACUUGUUUUAUUACAAUUUCAAUUUGUUGAAUAUUAAACUUUUUUCUCAGUUUUUAACUCUCUUCUCUUUCAUUCACGUGUAAAUUCUUGUUGAAGUUGUUAUGUGUCAAUCUUGCGGUCUAUCUGGUUAGCGUAAAUCUCGUUUUGUAUUAGAGAAAUCUUAAAAUCAUUCAGAAUUCAGAAUCACCUCAAAGUAUUCCAAAAUAUAACGAUUAUUUGGUGAACUAUUUAAACAACAGACGCUAUUGUACAAUCAAAUUUUGUUUUUACUGUUUUUUGUAAGUUUAGUCAUCAUUAGAAUAUUAUCAGAAUUGAGAUUUGUGGAAAUUGUAGUAAUUUUAGUAGUUGAUCUUAGUCGAUCUAAGCUAGACCACUAUUUAAAACCUGUAGGCACUGGACGGCUGUUUUGUCCUAGUAUGGGACUCCGUAGCAGUGUGAGUCCGCGAUCCCUCACUCGGGACACGAACCCAGUGUAUUCGGUCUCGAGUGUGAACACCUAACCUCGUGAUCACUGAGCCGGCAUCCAACGGUGAUAAUGCCUAACUUCAAUCAAUUCAUGAUCUUGAGCAACCCUUCAUCUAUUGUCUGGAGUGGAUAACUGUCUCCACCCGUUACCGAUUGGACUCCACUGGUCACGGCUUCUCAUUAGAACUCCAAAAUGAAGGGUUGUGCAAGAUCAUGGAUCAAUUGAAAUUAGGCAUUGACACCGUUCCAUAUAGACUCAGUAGUCUAGAGGUUAAGCGUUUGUGUGCGGGGUCGUGGGUGCGCAUUACUAAGGAGUUCCAUACUAGGACAAAACAGCCGUCCAGUGCCUCCAGGUGGUCUAGCUUAGAUCGACUGAUGAAUUCAAAUAUUAAAAUUAUUGGAAUAAUUAAAUAAUUUGAGUAAAUAUAUGCAUAGGAUUUUUGUGAACGAUUUUCAUUUAUAACCAUUGACAUGUUAUAGUGAUCUUAUCAUUAUUAUAUAAUCUAAUAGGCAUCUUUGUAGUUAUUUUCUACUUUACUAAACUGCUAAGUGUUUUUUAUCAUUUUGUAAAUUGUAGACAUCAGAACGUUCUUCGGAUCGUUCUAAUUAUCGCUUCAGACAUUGUCAGUUUAUGAAAUAUUCUCUCAAAUCUCCAAUUUCAUCGAAUCAAUCUUUAUCUUCCUCUGAAGGUUUAAAGACCAGUGAAAUUUAUACUGUUGAAUCUAUGCUUGUUACUACGAUUCAGCCUUUGUGUGCAAAUCGUCGGAGUUUUAGUCGUUUAGUUGUAUGGUCAGUACCGCAUCCUUCUGAGGCGGCAACCUUUGAAUCGUUAUCGUCAAAUAAUAUAAAAAUGCAUCAACCAAUUCAACUCAACACUUUUGCAGAAAUUACUCUUCCUCAGGGACAUUUACCUGCUUGUCUAGCUGUUCAUCCAAGUCGGUCACGAGGCUUAAUUGGUGUGGGCACUAUGGAAGGACGUGUUGAUGUGUAUUUGUAAGUUUACUACUUAAAUUUUAUUAUGUUGGUUAUAUUUACAGUUUAUGUAAAUCAAUAAACUUAUGCGAGUUCCGUACAAUACUAAUGACUGAUAUCUUUCAUUGGGCCAGUUAGAAUUGAUGUAACAACACUCCAUCAAUAAUUUUAUUGUUUGGAGUAUUGUUUGAAAUAUUUGAAAAAAAAAACGAAACUUAACUAUCAUAAUAUCAGUAAUUCCUUACUGAAGUUUUAUUCUAAUGAUGAAUUUGCCACAGUCUAUACAAACAACAACUGAUGGCACAUUCAAAUGGCUGGCAGUGUCACCUAUUUUUCCUCCCUUUCUUGAGAAAAUGUUUCCUUCGUGAACAGAUUCUACACUUUCCUUUUUCAUGGAAUGCUCAUCGAGUUUAUAUCAUAAGGUUUCCUCCUACAUUGGUUAUAGAUGAUGGUAUUAUAACAACAUGAAUAUAUUUCAUUGAUCUACUAGUUUCUCGAGUUCACCUUCUAUAAGAUCGGUUCAUAAAACUAACUAUUCAAGAAGAACGACAAUCUUCUAUGGAUACUAAUUCUAUGUUGUCUAAUAACUAAGUUUCAUACACAUAGUUGUUCCCCUUAUCAUCAUAAUGAUAACAAGGACAAACAUUCUAUUUCGUUUGGUUCUCAUCAACUGCUUAUAACCUGUGAUAUUUAAAAGCCUAACUACAAAAUGAAUUUAAAUUACUUACAUAUCAGCAUAGUUAUAGCAAGGAUAUAAACAAAUUUAAUAGACUGAAUAAAAUUGUUAAUAUUUACCUUGUGUAAAAGAACAUUCUACAACAUUGAUUGUAACAAGAGUUUAAAGGGUUUAGAAACAAGUGGUUAGUUACCUAAUGAAUAAACUCUGAUAAUAAGUAAGAAUAAAAUGAGUAAAGUUCAUUUGAUUAGAAUAAGAUUACUGAUCUAGAAGACAAUCGAAAUGAACUAAGAAACGUAAUGAUGUUAUUAAUUCUUGCUCUCUUUAAUAUAAUAACUAGGUGUUCCGUUAUUAUCAUCCAUCGUCCAUAUCAGGAUUAACAUUGAUAAUCUUCAAUGUAGGCAUCUUGAUUAGGAAUUCAAUAAUCCACUUAAAAGGUUAAUUGUAAGACCGAUAUAACAAGUAAUAAAUUAUAAUUUUGUGAAUAUCUUUAUUUCUAUUAUGAAAGGUACUCGUUUUUCAUAUAUGAACUACUCUUUUGCAGAGAAGUAAAACUGUUAUAGUCUAUAAAAGCAGAGCCACUAAAUGCCCUGGUACGGCCGAUAGUGGGGAAAGUCAGCUCUCCCUCUCGAAAUCCUCUCACAUGGUCACAUGCAUACAAUCACUGCCUUCUCGCGGCAAGGGUGUUUUUUAUGAAAUUGAGAGGACGAAAAGCGAAUAUCCUGUAGUUUAACUCGGAUUUGUGGGUACGGUGGAUCCACUUAGGAAAGUUAAAAACCCUGAUUCCAAGCCAAUAGAGCACAUGGAUUUCAGGAUCCUAAGAAAACAAUUGGCGUAUGAACCUAUUGUUGAUUACCGGUUACCAUGAAAGUGCAUCUCCUUACGAUGCUCCACUGCCUUGUGGAUCAGACCUUCAGGUCGAAGGCUCCGGGUGUGGCCGCCUAAGUAAAUCACCUGCUUCGGUCUGGGCACGCGAGCAGUAUCACAGCCCUCACACAUAUCAAAUGAGAAUAAUGUGGCGCUUAUGUAUUUAGUGCCCCCUUGUACCAAUAUAUGUGUUAAAAUAAAAUAAAUAACUACUGGUAACUUUCGAGUAUCCUCUACUGUUAAUGGUCACGUUUCACAGCCGUAAAGUAGAACAGAAAGAACUGCUGCGUAGUAUACUUGUCCUUUUAUUGAUAGACGGAUAUCACGCCUUCGACAUAGGUGACAUAAAUUGGCAAAAGCCAAACGAGCUUUUCGAAUCCGUGCAGAGAUUUCGUCAGACAUCAACCGAUUACGGCUGAUUAGACUUCCGAGAUAAGUGAAGCUUUCGACGCAUUCGACUACUUCACUCCCUAUCGUUAGUUGAGGUGUUGACACAGACCAGUCCUAAAGCAACAACUUGCUCUCCAAACAUUUUGACAUAACAUUAAAGAUGUAAAUCGCUGAUUGAUCAUAAUAUUUUGCAUAAAUCUUUUCCAUUGCAUUUUCUUUAUUUUAAUGAUAAAAAUGACAAGUUAAUAAUUGUAUUUCUUUUUUUUUCUUUUAAACUUUAUAUCCUAAUUUAGUUUAUCACCGUCAAAUCAUUGUUUAGUCAAUAUUUAUACAUUAAAUAAUGCUCAUCCAAUAUUUGUUACUGCUUUAACUUUCUUACGAGAAGAUUCAUGUGUAUUAGCUAGAACAUCUAAAAAACCUAUAUCUCGUCUUCCAUUAAAAUCAGAUUCAUUUGAUUUAGUUAGUGUAAGUGUAGAUCGUCUUGUAAAAUGGCAUCAUGGUCCAACCUAUUCAAUUGUUGGUAAAUUAUCCCAUGGUAUUAUUAAUAUAAAUAAUAAGAAUAAGAAUAAUGUUAGUUUAUUAAAAACUAUUAUUAAUGCAAAAACAUGUAUUUGUGUAUUUUGUUUAUUCAGUAUAUUAUUUUUACCAAUAUUAAUGGUAUUUCUUGAGUCUAUGUUAUCUAACUUUUAUUAGUUCUUCUAUUUUCUUUUACUAGUUGAAAUUCUUUUUUGUUUGUUUGUUUGUUUGUUCGUUACCUGUUGAUUUGUUUCCCUUUUUUGUGUACCGCUGUUCAUCGAUUUCAGCUCUCCCCAUCUCUCCCUCUCUCUCUCUAUAUAUAUAUAUAUAUAUAAACGUGUAUAUUUUGUCAGGCGUAGUUUACUUCAAUAUGACCGAUAUGUCUUUCAUUAGUCCAAUUCAUCUACUCAUUUAUUCUCUUAUUCAUCUUUUGACAUUAUAUAAUUAGAUAAUAAAAUUGUAAUUUCAUUUUGCCUAAUUUGUUUCAUACUUACUUACGCCUGUUACUCCUCGUGAAGGAGUAUAGGCCAGUUACUAGCAUUCUCUAUCCAACCCUGUCAUGGGCAAUCUUUUCCAGCUCCUUCCAAUUGUUAUUCAUCCUUUUCAUAAUUAUAAAUAAAUUAUAUAUGCAUAGAAAAUGAUGUACUUGUAUACCGUGUACACAAUAAUCUUUAUGAUGUGUGUGUGUGUAUGCUUUGUUCUAUUCUAUUCUAUUCUGUUUUGUUCUAGAUCAUCUAAACAUACUAUCCAUUGAAUAUUUAUCGUUCCUGUUAAUAAUUGCCUUUUAUGGUUUCGGUUACUGAAUGUUUUAAUUGAUUGUAGAUAUAAUUAAUUAAUUAAUUAGUUAAAUGAAAGUGAAUAAUGUAUGGGUGUAUGUAUGUGUGUGUGUUUGUAUGUGAUACAUAUAUACAGUCAAUCACUUGAGAACUAAAUUGAUUUCUUAAAAGCUUAUUCUUUCUCUUCUAAUUUAGAUUAAAGGUUGUUUGUUUGUUUGUUUUUCACAAGAAAAAUGUUUACUUGGUUUCAUUCAAUUUUUAUCAAUCCAAAUGAAUCAGUAGUAUCAGUCAUUUGGAUUCAUUCAUUGAUUAUUAUCAAUUUUGUUAUUCUUUCUAGUUGAUCAUUAUUAUUAUCUUUAUUGAUUUCGUCAUAUUCACUUCUCUUCAAAUUGUACUUGUUUUUUUCUUUUCUUUUCUUUCUUUCUUGUCUUCUUUCAUCUUAUUCCACAAGUAAUUCAAUGGUUAUUAUUAUUAUUAUUAUUAAAACUAAUCAUCUUGAUGAGUUAUGUUUUGCAAAAGCUUAAAAAUUAAUAAAUAAACAGAAUAGAGACAAUUUCCUUCACUUAUCAGACUAGUUUAUAAGAGCGUAAAAUUUUAAUGAGUAUUUCCCCCCCUCUAAUUUUUCUUCCUCUUUUUUCUCCCCUCCCCCUCUAUAAAACAGCAUUAUUCAUGAUUUAAAUAAUAAAAAAAAAUUUUUUAAAGGAUGAUCUGUUUGAUGAAUAUCUAGGCUACUUGUUCCUGCUAUGUAUCUAGAUAUUUUGUUUGUUUGUUUGUUUUCACAUAUUAUUAUGUUAAUUAAUUGCAUAAUCUAUUCAAAUGGGUUUAUGAAUAGUUUACAACCUUUCGUUAUAAAAGUUAUAAAAACUUACAAUCGGAGACAUUAUGAUGGUUGAUAAUAUGUAUUGAAAAGAGUGUAUAUUAUUCAAAUGUUGACUUUUGAAAUCUCAAUAUCCACUUACUUACUUACUUACGCCUGUUACUCCUCGUGAAUGAGCAUAGGCCGCUCAUCAGCAUUCUCCAUCCAACCCUGUCCUGGGCAAUCCUUUCUAGCUCCUUCUAGUUGUUAUUCAUCCCUUUCAUAUCUGCUUCUAUUAUCCGGCGUAAUGUGUUCUUUGGCCUUCCUCUUUUCCGCUUCCCUUCAGGAUUCCAAGUUAGAGCUUGCCUCGUGAUGCAGUUUGACGAUUUGCGUAAUGUAUGUCUUAUCUAUUUUCAUCGUCAUUUCCUAAUUUCCUCUUCAACUGGAAGUUGGUUUGUUCUCUCUCACAGUAGGCUGUUGCUGAUGGUAUCCGGCCAAUGGAUGUUGAGUAUCUGAUGAUUAUUCAAUAUGUUAUUGUCAGGAUCGUUCAAGAAAUAAGUAAAGUAUAACUUAUUGAAAUAAUUUGUAUUGAGAAUUCUAUAUUAUAACAAGUAAUACAGUGAGAUCAAAUUAUAAAGUUGAAUCAUAAAAAUAGUAGUUCUAUCAAUGAUAGAAAGAGAUAAUGGGAAAACAGAUUAUGAUUAUAGAAAAGAAGAAUAUUUAAUAGGAUAUAAAGUUGAAAUUUAAGGUCUAUAUGAUGGACACACAAAAAGUGUGGAUGUAUCUGGAUCAUUAUUACUUAUUUUAAAUUACUUUAUCCUAUUUCUUCUACUAUUAACUAGAGUUUUGCAUGAACUUCAAUCACAUAGUUUGAACUUACCAACACUGCUCAAAUCAGUCAGUAACUUCAGUAUGGUGACUGUACUUAUUUCAGAGUACUAAGCCAGUCAGGAUUGUAUGUUGAGGUAAGGUGUGAUUGGUUAUGUCACAUACCAGCCGUUUCAGUGGAUGAGGAUUCACAAAUUCAUAGUCUCACAUGGAGUCAUUAACUGAUAUCCUACAUCUAAGACUAUAACUACUCACUUGGUGGUCCUAAUGUAUACGAGCAAUGGUCUGAAGACACUAAAGCCAGUUGAGUAUUCUAAAUCUGUGCUAAGAUUUCGCUAAACGAUAAUUCACCAGGAUCUAUAAGACUUUCAAGACAAAUAACUUGGUCGAUGUGCUUAACUAUAUCACUCUCCAUUGUUAGUUUUGGAGUUGAUGCUCUGUUUCUGAAGAUAAUAGGAUUUUAAAAGUAAUUGUCAGAAGCAGUCUGUUGCAAAUGAUUUUUCAUUGAUUCUGAGUUUAGUCAGGGGUCACAGAUAUCCCGGAUAUUGCCGUUUACGAUUAUUGGACAUGUGUGGUGCAUAUUCCAACCUGCUAACUCACUGGUGAUUCACAAUCAACAUACCAUUUUCAUUUGUCACUCUAUACCGACCUAGCUACAACAUUACUUUGUUGGUUUAGCUUUAGUAAACCAAGUACCUUCAACAAACCUAGAUUGGUAUGUAAACUCAAAUACGUGGUAAAUGUAACGGAAUCAUUCCUAUUCAAAGUUUAAAGUACAAAAGCUAGUGAAUAAAGUAAUUUUGUAGCCCGGUAUCUGAUUAUAAUUCGGUCGUACGAGGGUGCUAUGAACAUAAAUAUUCCAUUUAAUUCCGUAUAUUACCUAGGCUAACCCUGUUUAUGUGACGGGGGUAAUGUGAAGCCAAAUGUGCGUUGUGUUGGAUGAAGCACUCAUAUAUCACAAUAAAAAGCGGAGCAAAGACGAGUGAGCCGACUCGAUUUAAUUAAGCGUGACUCAAUAUUUAUAAUCGGACAAAAACAAGUAGGAUAAGCAAUGCACACACAUGCACUCCUAUAAAAACAAUCAAAGUUAAUAAGCAAAUAAUUAACAAAGCAAAAAGGUAGUUAAAGAAAGAUACUCAACACUACACAGUCAUUUCUCUAGCAUUGUUCUACAUCACAAAUGUACUUUUAUUGGUUCGUUCCUUUUAAUGAAAUAAUUUUAUAUAGUUCUGAUCAUUGGUUAUCUUUCAACUCAGAAUGACUAAUGAGAUUACUUUUCAUAUCUUCAUUGAUUUAUUCAAUGUAAGUGUAAUAAUUUUUCAUUAGCAGCUUAAACAACAUGACAAGAGAGUAUGAAUUACUCUAUUAGGGUCUUAUAUCAAUCAUUUUCAAUUAUCCAAUAAGAACUAAAAUGGAAGCAUAGUC